AUGUGGACGAGUCUCUAUGUACAUACAACGCGUCGCGAUUAUGCAAGGGUGGAAUGCAAAAAGGCACAACCGAAAGAAGUAAUGCUGCCAGCGAAUUUGGCGAAGACGAGAGCUGCAGGACGCGGGGCCUACGAUUUCAUGUGGUCAUUGGGUGCGCUUCCUGAUGGUUUUCCCGCAGCAUACGCCGCUUAUGCGGCCGGACGUAGCUAUUCGGGCUAUCCUAGCUUCGGGCUGCCAUAUCCUGCAGGUAAUCCCUUGGCGAGCUUGCACCACCAACUGUCCGGCAAUCACUACCAUCACUUGGCGACACUUCUCCCAUACCACCCGCUCGAAUUGAGCGGGGUUUACAAUGUACACGCCAUGCAUCUGUGA
Pieris macdunnoughi is the source of this 372-nucleotide messenger RNA. The record is from the annotation of a GenBank genome assembly. NCBI's taxonomy places the organism in Eukaryota, Metazoa, Arthropoda, Insecta, Lepidoptera, Pieridae.